UCUCAGCUUGAUUUGCUCGGAGUUGUACCGCACGGACGCCCACGGAUGUGGAAGUGAACAAUGUCGAGGCCCAAGGGACUGUUAUGGCUUCCGUUGUUCUUCACCCCGGUCUGCGUCAUGUUGAACUCCAAUGUUCUCCUGUGGAUAACCGCUCUUGCCAUUAAGUUCACGCUCAUUGACGGCCAAGCACAGUACCCAGUGGUCAACACAAAUUAUGGCAAGAUCCGGGGCCUAAGAACACCGUUGCCCAAUGAGAUUUUGGGUCCAGUGGAACAAUACUUGGGCGUCCCCUAUGCCUCUCCUCCUACUGGAGAGAGGCGGUUCCAGCCCCCAGAGCCCCCAUCCUCAUGGACUGGAGUUCGAAAUGCCACCCAGUUCGCGGCUGUGUGCCCCCAGCACCUCGAUGAGAGGUCUUUAUUACAUGAUAUGCUGCCCGUCUGGUUCACUGCUAAUUUGGAUACUUUAAUGACCUACGUUCAGGAUCAGAACGAAGACUGCCUUUACUUGAACAUCUACGUGCCCACAGAGGAUGACAUCCAUGAUCAGAACAGUAAGAAGCCGGUCAUGGUCUAUAUCCACGGCGGAUCCUACAUGGAGGGCACUGGGAACAUGAUAGACGGCAGCGUGCUGGCCAGCUACGGCAACGUCAUCGUGAUCACGAUUAACUACCGACUGGGAAUUCUGGGGUUUCUAAGUACAGGAGACCAGGCGGCUAAAGGCAACUACGGGCUCCUGGAUCAGAUCCAGGCGCUACGGUGGAUUGAAGAGAACGUCGGGGCCUUCGGCGGGGAUCCCAAGCGAGUGACCAUCUUCGGCUCAGGCGCGGGGGCGUCGUGCGUCAGCCUGUUGACCUUGUCGCACUAUUCAGAAGGUCUGUUCCAGAAGGCGAUCAUCCAGAGCGGGACCGCCCUGUCCAGCUGGGCAGUGAACUACCAGCCUGCCAAGUACACGCGGAUAUUGGCAGAUAAAGUCGGCUGCAACAUGCUAGACACCACGGACAUGGUGGAAUGCCUUCGGAAUAAGAACUACAAAGAGCUCAUUCAGCAGACCAUCACCCCGGCCACGUACCACAUUUCCUUUGGCCCCGUCAUCGACGGGGACGUCAUCCCAGAUGACCCGCAGAUCCUGAUGGAGCAGGGGGAGUUCCUCAAUUACGACAUCAUGCUUGGUGUCAACCAGGGGGAAGGCUUGAAGUUUGUCGACGGCAUCGUGGACAACGAAGAUGGCGUGACGCCCAACGACUUUGACUUCUCCGUGUCCAACUUUGUGGACAACCUUUACGGCUACCCAGAGGGGAAGGACACUUUGCGAGAAACCAUCAAGUUCAUGUACACGGACUGGGCAGACAAGGAAAACCCCGAGACGCGGCGCAAGACUCUGGUGGCUCUGUUCACCGAUCACCAGUGGGUGGCCCCCGCGGUGGCCACAGCGGACCUUCACGCUCAGUACGGCUCCCCAACUUACUUCUACGCCUUCUACCACCACUGCCAGAGUGAGAUGAAGCCCAGCUGGGCGGACUCAGCCCACGGCGAUGAAGUCCCCUACGUCUUUGGGAUCCCCAUGAUUGGCCCUACGGAGCUCUUCAGUUGUAACUUCUCUAAGAACGAUGUCAUGCUCAGCGCUGUGGUCAUGACCUACUGGACCAACUUCGCCAAAACCGGCGACCCAAAUCAGCCUGUUCCUCAGGACACCAAGUUCAUUCAUACAAAACCCAAUCGCUUUGAGGAAGUGGCCUGGUCCAAGUAUAACCCCAAAGACCAGCUCUAUCUACAUAUCGGCCUAAAGCCCAGAGUGAGGGACCACUACCGAGCUACCAAGGUGGCUUUCUGGCUGGAAUUGGUUCCCCACCUGCACAACCUGAAUGAGAUAUUCCAGUACGUGUCAACAACCACAAAGGUCCCGCCUCCCGACAUGACCUCCUUCCCCUACGGAACCCGGCGGUCUCCCGCCAAGAUAUGGCCCACGACCAAACGCCCAGCCAUCACCCCCGCCAACAACCCCAAACACUCCAAGGACCCUCAUAAGACAGGGCCCGAGGACACAACCGUCCUCAUCGAAACCAAACGAGAUUAUUCCACCGAGCUGAGCGUCACCAUCGCCGUGGGGGCCUCCCUGCUCUUCCUCAACAUUCUGGCAUUCGCGGCUCUGUACUACAAGAAGGACAAGAGGCGCCACGAGACACACAGGCGCCCCAGCCCCCAGAGGAACACCACAAACGACAUCGCUCACAUCCAGAACGAAGAGAUCAUGUCACUGCAGAUGAAGCAGCUGGAGCACGACCACGAGUGUGAGUCCCUUCAGGCCCACGACACGCUGAGGCUCACGUGUCCUCCAGACUACACCCUGACGCUGCGCCGGUCUCCGGACGACAUCCCGCUCAUGACACCAAACACCAUCACCAUGAUCCCAAACACACUGACGGGCAUGCAGCCUUUGCACACAUUCAACACGUUCAGCGGAGGACAAAACAGUACCAACCUCCCCCACGGACACUCGACCACUAGAGUAUAGCUUUGCAGUUCCUUUCCGCUCCAUCUGCUCCUCCCCGCUGGAGAGAGGGAGGGAGAGAGAAGCGACCUGUGCCCACCAGGCGGGUGGGUCAUCCCACUGACAGAGGACAAAAACGAAGAGCGGGGCGCCAUCUUGUCCCUGCCGACACAUCCCAUUGGCAUUUCGCAGUACGACGAGAUCCACUUAUGACCCUAUGAAAUGUGAAAAAGUAUCCAUUGCUGUUACAAUACUGCUUUAACAUCUCCAGCUCUCCCGAGGACGCUUAGCUUGGCUGGGACAUCACCAUCUCCAGGACUUGGAUGCAUCCCGUGUUCACAGUACAGGCCGACACUUUGGGAACCCAGCCAGGGACGCUUAAAAAAAUUUUUUUUUAAUUAACCAUUGAAAACAAAAAAAGUUCUUUACGUGCCAUACGACGGAUGGCUCAACUUAAGGGAAGGAAGAGUCUGUGGGCUUUGACCCAGCGCAUGGAGCUGUAAUCCAGACAGAAGGAAAAGUAGAAUUGUUAUUACUACAAGAGCCGACUAUGCAGUAACACACGUAUAGUUCU
Messenger RNA from Hyaena hyaena (striped hyena), 3061 nucleotides. RefSeq names its product neuroligin 4 X-linked (gene NLGN4X). Gene Ontology annotation, cellular component: synapse; postsynaptic specialization membrane; cell surface. The coding region runs from base 61 to 2511 and encodes 816 amino acids. The transcript is spliced from 5 exons. Gene Ontology annotation, biological process: chemical synaptic transmission; neuron cell-cell adhesion; postsynaptic membrane assembly. The record is from RefSeq and is a predicted model, not a curated record. Lineage: Eukaryota; Metazoa; Chordata; Mammalia; Carnivora; Hyaenidae. Gene Ontology annotation, molecular function: signaling receptor activity; neurexin family protein binding.